Molecule: messenger RNA, 1187 nt
Organism: Magnolia sinica
Lineage: Eukaryota; Viridiplantae; Streptophyta; Magnoliopsida; Magnoliales; Magnoliaceae
Product: zinc finger protein CONSTANS-LIKE 4-like
Exons: 2
Coding region: 176-1024 (282 amino acids)
Molecular function (GO): zinc ion binding
Source: RefSeq, a predicted model, not a curated record
ACCGACGAAAGACGGAUAUGCCCUUAUCCUCUCUCCCCUUAAAUAAGGGGAUCCUGUAAUUUUCUUUAAAAAGGUGAGGUAUUUCUAUUAACUGCUAUUGCGUUUCUCUUUUAUUCUCUCUUCUUCUCUUCUCCUCUCCUCUUCUCGUCCAUAGCUAGAGCUGCAGAGGAAGAAGAUGAAGGAAUGCGAGCUCUGCGAUUUACCGGCGCGGAUGUACUGCGAGUCGGACCAGGCGAGCUUGUGCUGGGACUGCGACGCCAAAGUCCACUGCGCGAAUUUCCUCGUUGCCCGGCAUUUGAGAAACCUGCUCUGCCAUGUGUGUCAGAGUCCAACGCCAUGGAAAGCGUCUGGAUCGAAGCUUGGUCCGACGGUCUCCAUCUGCGAUCGCUGUUUCAGUCGCCGCGACGGACGGAAAGGCAGGACCGAAGAAGAAGAAAGUGAAGGCGAAACGGACGGCAGAGAUGAAAGCAACGAAGAAGAAGAAGAAGAAGAAGAAGAAGAAGACGAUGAUGACGAUCAUGAUGAUGGUGGUGGUGGUGGUGAUGGAGAUGGUGAGGAGGCGGAUGGAGAGAAUCAGGUCGUUCCGUGGUCCUCGACACCACCGCCAGCUGCGAGCUCUUCUUCGAGCAGCGGAGAGUCUUCAAGCGGAGAAGCUUGUGCUGAGACGACGAUGGCGGUGUCGUUGAAACGAAUGAGGGGGAAUGCAGAUCUCUGUUUUCUGGAAGAUCUCGACAGUUCAUCUUCCCAUCAACACUACAACGCCGAAUCGGCGGCAGGGGCAGCUCGGAGGUCCGCCGGGGACGAAGCGACAUCUUCCAGACCGUCCAAGCAUCGAAAGAAAGACCCGAUGCCACAACCAGCUCAAGCCACCGGGUCGAGAACGGCUCUGAUCGGCUCGAUUCAGAGGUAUCAGCAAGAUACAAGGCUAUCCAGCGACGAAGACGUCCUCCAUAUCUGCAAAUUGAGCAGAGAUCCCACAGCCGUCGAUCUCGUGUCCACGAGCAAUCACAGCCCUCCGAUCUGAUAGAGGUAGCUUUUGUUCCUUUACCAACCAACGCCUGUUUUCAAAUUAAUCUACUAAUUUCCUUCUUAACCACAUCUUAAUCUCUCUAAUCACAAAUUAGUCUGUAUUAAUUAAUCUUAGAUAUUUUUAACUUUUCUUUAUAAUCUAUUCAGAAAGACGUGGA